CUUAAAUCCGUAUCUAGGCACCUCGAGUUGGCUCAACAAACUUGUCUUUCUCUCACUUUCUUUUCUUUUCUUUUCCUCUUCUUUUAUGUCUAUCCUCACUUUAUUUGUUGACACGUCUGAUGAAAACGUUAGCACGGAAAGACGUUUUGAUAAGGGAUUAACUAUCUCACAACUUAAGUACAAACUUGAACCUAUCACGGGUAUCCCUUAUUCUACACAAAAAAUCGACUUAUACCAAGGAAACCACUUACUGGGAACAUUGGAUGAUGAGACCAGAAUGUUGGGCUCAUACCCUGCUGAAGACUACAUGCGACUGCAUGUGGUAGAUACCAAUCCUCAUCGCGUCAAAAACCAAUAUACCGAUGUAUCACUUGUAGAAAAGUUUGAAUUAACAGACGAUCAAUACGAGAAAAGAUCAGAUACCGUCAGAGCAUUCAAAGAACGCAACAAACUCGGUCGGUUCUCGGAUGAAGCAGCAGCGAAGGAAGAAGCCAUUGAGAAAGCAUACGAAAAAGCAGCUAGUGGCAUCAAAGUCGGAGACCGUUGUGAAGUAUUGGGUGAUGAUGAAAGUGUGCGUCGUUUAGGCACAGUUCGAUUUGUGGGUGAGACCAAGUUUCAGCCAGGACUUUGGGUGGGUAUUCAAUACGAUGAACCUUUAGGCAAGAAUGAUGGUAGUGUACAGGGUGAAAAGUACUUUUCAUGUCCACCAAAAUAUGGUGGUUUUGUACGUCCUACAAAGGUCAAUGUUGGCGAUUUUCCUGAAGAGGAAUUAUUAAUGACGGACGAUGAACUUGAAGAAAUGUAACAAUAAAACCCUUUACAUGUCAAAAAAAAAAGUCUCGGCAGUCACAUUCUGUUCUUUUUUUUUUUAAGAGAAAAAAGAAAAAAAAGAAAAA
This is a messenger RNA of Gilbertella persicaria, 896 nucleotides long. RefSeq names its product CAP Gly-rich domain-containing protein. The coding region runs from base 86 to 805 and encodes 239 amino acids. Lineage: Eukaryota; Fungi; Mucoromycota; Mucoromycetes; Mucorales; Choanephoraceae. Gene Ontology annotation, molecular function: microtubule plus-end binding; alpha-tubulin binding. The transcript has 3 exons. Gene Ontology annotation, biological process: cytoplasmic microtubule organization; post-chaperonin tubulin folding pathway; tubulin complex assembly. Gene Ontology annotation, cellular component: nucleus; microtubule plus-end; cytoplasm. The record is from RefSeq and is a predicted model, not a curated record.